CCACGUGGGUGGAGCUGGAGCGCAGCUCGCAUGGGGGAGUCUAUCCCGCUGGCCGCCCCGGUCCCGGUGGAACAGGCGGUGCUGGAGACGUUCUUCUCUCACCUGGGUAUCUUCUCCUACGACAAGGCCAAGGACAAUGUGGAGAAGGAACGAGAGGCCAACAAGAGCGCGGGGGGCAGCUGGCUGUCGCUGCUGGCGGCCUUGGCCCACCUGGCCGCGGCCGAGAAGGUCUAUCACAGCCUCACCUACCUGGGGCAGAAACUAGGGAGCCAGUCCUUCUUCAGCCGGAAGGACUCCAUCCGCACCGUCUACACUUCGCUGCACAACGAGCUGAAGAAGGUGGUGAGCGGGCGCGGGGCCCCGGGCGGCGCCGCCCCGCACGUGGAGGAGCUGCUGUCGCACCUGUCGGAGCAGCUGUGCUUCUUCGUCCAGGCCCGGAUGGAGAUCGCAGACUUCUACGAGAAGAUGUACACGCUCAGCGCGCAGAAGUUCAUCAACGCGGAGGAGCUCGUCGGCCUGCUGGACUCCGUGCUCAGGAAGUACAGCUCCAGAUUCCACCACCCCAUCCUCAGUCCUUUGGAGAGCAGCUUCCAGCUGGAAGUCGAUGUCCUGAGUCACCUCCUGAAGGCCCAGGCGCAGGUCUCGGAGUGGAAGUUCCUGCCGUCCCUGGUGAACUUACACAGCGCUCACACCAAGCUGCAGACCUGGGGCCAGAUCUUUGAAAAGCAGAGGGAGACCAAGAAACAUCUGUUUGGAGGGCAGUCUCAGAAGGCCGUGCAGCCCCCACACCUUUUCCUUUGGCUGCUGAAACUCAAAAACAUGCUCCUUGCCAAAUUUAGCUUUUACUUCCACGAGGCCCUGAGCCGACAGACAACUGCUUCAGAAAUGAAGGCCUUGACUGCCAAAGCCAACCCGGACCUAUUUGGAAAGAUUUCCAGCUUCAUCAGGAAAUACGAUGCUGCCAACGUGUCCUUAAUCUUUGACAACCGGGGUUCCGAGAGCUUUCAGGGUCACGGCUAUCACCACCCCCAUUCCUACAGGGAGGCUCCGAAGGGUGUGGACCAGUACCCAGCGGUGGUGUCUCUGCCCAGCGACAGGCCCGUCCUGCACUGGCCCAACGUCAUCAUGAUCAUGACGGACCGCACGUCCGACCUCAACAGCUUGGAGAAAGUGGUCCACUUCUACGACGACAAAGUUCAGAGCACGUACUUCCUGACGCGCCCGGAGCCGCACUUCACCAUUGUCGUCAUCUUUGAGUCCAGGAAAUCCGAGCGAGACUCCCACUUUAUUUCCUUCCUCAACGAGCUCUCGCUCGCCCUUAAGAACCCCAAAGUUUUUGCCAGUCUGAAACCUGGGUCCAAAGGCUAGCAGGUGGUUUGUGCGAAAGGUUUGCAAGACCGGGAGCUGUGUUCUUGAUUGCUCCGAUGGUCCGCAGAGCUCUGCCAUGAGAGUUGCCAUCCGUUCCUCCUUCGUUCAGAGCUAAAUUCAAGACAAAUCCUCCCUCCUUGUGUCGCACACUUUCUAAGCAAUUCAGGCCAAUCGAGUUAAGUAUCCAAAGAGUAGUCCAGGAAGUGAUGAUGGCUCCUGUGUCUCCCCGGGACGGCAAAGUGCUUUCAGUCUUUCCUCCUAUUUUCCUGCGUUUCGUGUAGACUGAGUAUUUAUUGGCCUCUGAUUUUUCUUUCCAGAUGUUUUAUGCUGUUCUAAACAUUGUGUUCUAACGCAAUGCCAAACGCCCUCUCCCUCCCCCCCGCCCCAUGAGGAAUUGGGAUAUCACAUGGCCUUUUUAGAAUUAAGGACUGUAUGUUUUCUAUUUCAUAAAUUGACAGAUUAACAUGAAAUUAUUGGUUUUAUGAUUCUGACCUAUAAAUUAAUAUUUUUGAUGCCAAACCUAGGGUCUUGGUGAGAAAUUUCAGUCGGUUAUUGAUGCUGAAGGUGAAGCAGAGCGUUCCGUAGCGUCAGCUCUGAGCUGUUCAGAGCCCCCGCACGCUGCUUCGGUAGCCAUGGGCUCUUUUGGGGCGAUCUACACACCUAACUGCAUUUGCUUUUUUCCUUAUAAAGUUUGAGUUUUUCAGUCUGGUUUAAGGUCAGCCUCAGCCAUUCUGCUGGGUUCUUCAUUCUUCAGCAUAUUAUCUGCUCGGCCUUCUAUUUAUCACCUUUCUGCUGAAAUGUAUGUUCACGGUUGGCUCCACUCCCUGGUUAUUUUUAGGCCGAAAAGGCACACAGUUUUGGUUUUUCAGCCAGUUUCAGACAUUCACGCGACUUAGCCUACUUUUAUAAAAUCAAAAUGGAAUCGCUGUACUUGCUAAAAAUGAAUCGUGCAUUCUGAAGCCGUCUUCGUAGUUGAGUGACCAGCUCAGUCCUUCAGCACCUCUGCACACGGGUUCCGUCCUGUCUCCUGCACACUGUUCUUGGAAGAAGUGAUGCAUCUUAGCAUGUGCCGCUCGAGCGCUUCCCUCAGCCGGUGUUCCCAGGGAGGAGACGGAGCCGCGAAGGCAUCGUGGGCUCUGGAGACCUGCACUUACUUUUGGGUAUUGACUCAGAAUAAAAAUCAGCCACAAAGAGUAACUGAGAUGUUACUUUCCGCUGGUUCCUUCAGAGCUCGUGUGCAGUGUCACGGUCAGAUCGGUCCUGUUUCUCGUGGUUGCACAGAGGCGUCGUUCCAGGGGGCAGCCGCAGCAGGCCGGCCACAGCGUCGGCCAAGACCAGAGAGCCCCUCCGAGUCCGGGCAGGAGGCCUGCCCGCCUCAGUCAGCACUACCUGGUGGAGGAACCGCUGACCUAUUUUCUGCGGAGAACAUGUGUUUUUCUUUUUCUUUUUUUAAAAGAAAAGUCAUAUGAUUUGUAAAAAGGCAUUUUGCUUUAAAUAGAAAGUAGUGAUUUACCUCUGCAUUUUAUUCGCUCAGGUUCUGUAAAAAUCUGAACAGAUGUACAGCACUGACCCGACACAAAAAGCUGAAAACAAUUGGAACUAAGAAGUCAAGUCAUUUUCCCUCUCUUUUGUGUUUUUCCAAGAAGCUGAAAAAAUUCCUUGCUGUGCAUGCAUUGUUUUUUUCCUAGAUAGAAGCACCGUUAGCCUUAAUGAUGGGGUCUCCCAUGUACCGAAAAGAAAAUAUGCCUAGUGGGACAUGGAGAAGAGUGUAAAGAAAACAUAUAUACAAUAUUUAAAUAAUCAGUCCUUACCUACAACAUAUUUGAAUUGUAUAUUUAUUUUUAAACAUAUUUUGGUUCAAGCUACGAAACAAAGUCAUUUUACUAGGAGAGUUAUCCUCUAAAAUCAGUAAUGAAAUGAUCUGUAAAGUCCUGUGCUUUGCUAAUUGGAACAGUAAAUCCACAUAUUUUCCACAGAC
This is a messenger RNA of Equus caballus (horse), 3346 nucleotides long. It is a transcript of the gene KICS2, whose product is annotated as KICSTOR subunit 2. The record is from RefSeq and is a predicted model, not a curated record. Gene Ontology annotation, cellular component: KICSTOR complex. Lineage: Eukaryota; Metazoa; Chordata; Mammalia; Perissodactyla; Equidae. Gene Ontology annotation, biological process: negative regulation of TORC1 signaling; cellular response to glucose starvation; protein localization to lysosome.